Messenger RNA from Calidris pugnax (ruff), 1041 nucleotides. It is a transcript of the gene ZNF648, whose product is annotated as zinc finger protein 648. Gene Ontology annotation, cellular component: nucleus. The record is from RefSeq and is a predicted model, not a curated record. NCBI's taxonomy places the organism in Eukaryota, Metazoa, Chordata, Aves, Charadriiformes, Scolopacidae. Gene Ontology annotation, biological process: regulation of transcription by RNA polymerase II. The coding region runs from base 1 to 1041 and encodes 346 amino acids. Gene Ontology annotation, molecular function: RNA polymerase II transcription regulatory region sequence-specific DNA binding; DNA-binding transcription factor activity, RNA polymerase II-specific. The transcript has a single exon.
AUGAAUUACUCACAGACGUGCAGUCCUCGUUGCAACUCUGCUGGUCCUUCAAGCAAGCAGGAGCUUCCUGCAGAGUUGCAGUGUGAAGACAAAGAAACCUAUGAGACCUACUACCAGAAGCGAGGUGAGAGUACAGCUGGGGUGUUUGUUCCCUCCAGUACCAACUUUGACCUGCAGUGUGAAGGUAAAGAUUUAGAGCACUGUUCCUCUGAGAGGUCCAAGAAGCCACGGAGAAGACUACAUGACGAUAAUGAAAAUACUGUUCUUGCUGAUGUGUUUGAUGAGGACCCGGAGCCUGUCUCUGAGGAAGCUUUGCCGUAUCGGUGCAAGAAGUGUGGUUCCAAUUUCCAGGGUAUGAGUGAGCUGCAGGAACACAAGCGAACUCACCUUGUGGAAAACUCAUACCGAUGUCCCGUCUGCGCCAAAGAGUUCUUCCGCGCGGCAAAUUUGCGGAUGCACAAACUCAUCCAUUCUAGUGACAGGCCACACAAAUGUCCAGAGUGUGACAAGGGUUUCAUUCGCACGGCUGAUGUCUGGAGGCACCUACGCAACGUGCACAAGAUAGAGCGCUCCAUGGUGAUCUUGGGAAAUGGCAUGGCUAGGAACCCGUGGUCGAUAGCGCACCGUAACCAGCACGCUGUUGAGUAUACUGAUCAGCCUUGUGCAGAAAACCAAAAGUCUGAGGAAGACGACUGUAAACCUUUCGCCUGUCCGACGUGCGGCAAAGGUUUCGACAAGCCCAACCUGCUUUCCAAACACAAGGUGAUCCACCGGCAAGACAAGCCCUAUAAGUGUCAGGAGUGUGGCAUGGCGUUCGUCCAGCUGCUCAGGCUGAGGAGACACCAGCAGACUCACUCUGGGGAGCGCCCCUUCUACUGCCAGGAGUGUGGGGGGACGUUCACCCGGCUGGCCUCGCUCCAGCGCCAUCACCGCAUCCAUACUGGAGAGAAGCCCUACUCUUGCAAUUACUGUGGUCAUUCCUUCACCGAGUCGGGUACCCUACGGAGGCACGAGCGCACACACAAACUGGACAAAUCUUGA